UUUCGACCAGAGCGCAGUCCGGAUUAGCAAGUCGCGUCGUUAAGUAGUAGGUUGCUUCUUUUCCUCGCCAGUCAAGUUCGAGGUGAGCUGAAUAGUUGCCGGUUUCGGGUGAUCGUUUCCUACACUAACAGCCCUCGUAACGGGUUGUCGUCGCUGGCAGUUGGUGGCAGACAAAACCGGCUUGCAGAAGAGAGGGUGGAUCACGAUGUAAUUUUUGCAGUUUUUGCCUGGUUGGUGCUGCUCGUUUUUGCGAAUGCGAAUGCGAUAGUUUCGUUGGGCGGGAGAGGGAACGGAAACCCGUACCGUGUGGAAUGAGUGGAUAAGGGUCACAUCCCCGCUUAAUAUGCAUUGAAUAGUGCCGCGAGGUGAUGCGGGAAAGUUGUCACGUCAGCUGCCAUCAGAGUGAAUCUCGCGCAUGAAUUUUACUGAACGGUUUCGCUACAGCUCUACUAGAUAGUGCGCUGAUAGCCAACAGGUUGUGUGAUGAUGAGUAGGUACUUACCGUUGACCGCUGGUGCCUAGUAGCAGUGAUUCUUUGUGUGCACAGUCAUAAAUACUAUCAAGCGAAAAAGUGCUAUCAAAUAACUCAAACAGUUGACCACUACAAAACUGUUGUCAGUUGAUAUACAAACAAAACGCUCGCUCCAUAGCAUGCUGAGUUGGAAUGGAUUUGACUAUAAUCAAACGGCUUUGUGGCUUCUCAAGUAUACGACUUUUGUUUGGAUGCAUACAAAGCAAAGUGUUGAUUGGAAGUGCAAGGUAAAGUUGCUGCUACUAAAACAACAUUCGAGAAACGUUCGAAAAUUUAACGCUUAUUGAAUAACGUGACAAUCGAGUUGCCAGCCAGGAGAAACUCGGUUGAUCGGUUGAACGUGACGCAUUAAAUACUGUCCACGACGAAUUGUGUACUGUGCAGCGGAAAGCCGGCGGCGCCGCCAACCAGCCAGCGGAGGAGAGCACUAUUUAACGAUCGCAUCCGCAGCGGAAAUUGAUAUUCCGCACCAGCGCGUGUCACCAUCGCUACCAAUCAACCACGCCUGCUGCGACGCUCUGGUGUAGUGGGAACAAAAGGUAGAGCAAAAAACAACGACAGCGCGUCGAGAGGUGGAGAAGGGGUUGGCGUUUCGAUGGAUGGAUAUGUGUGAUAAAACUUGGUGUUCGACGGAUCGCUUUUAAUCGAAUAUUUAUUUCGAAUGACAUCAUUACCGCACCGAUUCGAGCGUGUGUUCAUUCAGUCGGAAGUGAAAAGUUGUGAAUAACGACAACAGCAGCAACAAAUCGUAGAUUGAUUUCACUCGAUCUCUCUCUCGCAGUAAAUUAGUGAAACGAAAAUUGUUAACGGAAAAAUAUGAGCGCUGCUGUCAGCGCUGAACCGGCGGUUACCGGUGACGGUGUUACAGCCAACAACUUUAACAACAACAACAGUAUCGGCAACAGCAAAAACAAUAAUAACGACCACGAGCCGCGAAACAAUGGAACCUACGCUUUCGGGACCAUCUUGGAAAACAGCAGCAACAACAAUUCCUCCUCGACUGCCACCACGGUCGUGUCCAGCAGGAGCUCCAUGUACAGCAACUCCAGCCGAUCUUCUUCCUACCAUACGCAGCAUCUGAAAAGUGCCUACGGAGCAUCCGAGGAAAUGUUGGAAGCCGAAAAGGCCGGUCUGGUGGAGCGAGUGAACGAUUUGGAGCGGAUAGUGCUAGAGCAGAAGGAUGAAAUCGUAUGCCUGAAAUCGACACUGGCCGAUGUGCUGCGGCGGCUCAGUACGAUCGAUAACAACUAUGAUGGUAACAAACCGCUGGACAGCAAUUCGCCGAACAGUUCGACCAUGUCUAGCAAAAGUUUUCGCUUCUCCCGGAAUACUAUCACCCGAUUAAACUCCAGCGUCGACGAGAAGCGGUUCGGCCGUGUGCCAUCUCGGGUGACCAAUUCCCCGUCCCGCAACAUGUCUACCUCGAAGGCGAGCAGUUUGGCUCAGAAGGCUAUCCACCACUCGAAUGGAUCACUGCACUCGGAUUCGAUGAGCAGCCAUUCGAUAUCACCGGCUCCAUCGCCGUCCCCCAAGCAGCCCAACAUGGCGAACUUGGCCGCAUCGGUCGGCGGAAUCAGCGUGGCGGGUGCCCCCGCGGGGGUAGCAGGCAUGGGCAAACGUUGGAGCUCGACGGGUGAUUUCGUUAGUGGUUCACCCGGACCGGCAGUCAACAGUACAAGCAUUUCGCGCUUCUCCACCAAAUCACUGCUAAAUCUGAACAGCAACCUGGGCGGCGGUGGAGGCUCGAAGCACCACACACAUGCCUAUGUCCAACGGAAGGACGAUGACGACUUCCUGAAGCUGUACAUCAGCGGGCGGCCGAUCGUGCUGCACCUGCCGGAGGCUCAAAUCAGCACGUACGAAACAACAAAAGUUCAACCAACCCCGAAUCGGCGGCUUCGACUGGACUGGGUCUAUGGCUAUCGGGGUAAGGACUGUCGUUCAAAUCUGUACCAGCUGCCGACCGGGGAGAUGGUGUAUUUCGUGGCAGCCGUCGUCAUUCUGUACAACAUGGAUGAACAGUCCCAGCGACACUACGUAAGCCACACGGACGAUGUGAAAAGUUUGGCCGUGCAUCCGAACAAGUUACUGGUAGCGACCGGCCAAUGCGGAGGACACGAGGGACGCGAAACGUGGCCCCACAUACGGGUGUGGAAUUCGGUUUCACUGGUGACGCAGAACGUGAUCGGAAUGGGUGAGUUUACCGGUGCGAUCAAUUGCUUGUCGUUCAGCCGUGCGGACAGUGGCACGAUUCUGGCAGCGAUCGACGACUCCCCGGAUAAGAUCAUUUCGAUCUGGGACUGGCAGAAGAAGGAAAACGGCAAGCGGAUAACGGAAACCAAGUGUUCCGUUGAUACGAUUGUGGCUGUCGAGUUUCAUCCACUGGAUAAGGGUCAGAUAAUUACAAUCGGCAAAAAUCACAUCGCCUUCUGGUCGCUGGAUCACAAUGGGAUGCUGUACAAAAGGAUGGGUGUUUUCGAGAAUCGUGAGAAACCGAAAUACGUAACGGCAAUUUCGUUCACUCCGACUGGGGAUGUCGUGACGGGAGAUUCGAAUGGAAAUAUUUCGAUUUGGGCACGCGGAACGAACAUCAUCAGUCGCUUCCUGAAGAAAGUUCACGAAGGAUCAGUAUUUUCGAUCUGUUCGUUACGCAACGGAGGCUUUGUUUCGGGUGGAAAGGAUGGCCGAUUGGUUUUGCUAGAUGAUCUGAUGCGACUGAAGGCGGAACAAUUGGUCGAGCCGCACUUCGGUGCGGUGCGGGUGGUUGCGCAAGGUAAAGGAUCCCAGCUACUGAUCGGAACCACUAAAAACUGCAUUCUAUCGGGUGAUUUCACCCUUGGUCUUGUGCCUAUCGUGAUGGGUCACACGGAUCUGUUGUGGUCGCUUGCAUCCCAUCCACAAGUUGCACAGUUUGUCACUGGUGGACGCGAUCGGUUGCUGCAGCUGUGGGAUUCUCUUUCACAUUCCGUCGUGUGGAGCAAAGAUAUUGGAGAACCGAUUCAAUCGGUGCAAUUUUCGAACACCGGUGAUGUUAUCAUCGUCGGAGGAGUCAGUGGCCGAUGGAUGGUGUUCGAUACCUUCACACGGGAACUGCUUGCGGUGUACCAGGACGGGCAGGAUGUCAUCCAGACAAUCAAGUUUUCCCCGGACGGGAACCUGCUUGCACUUGGAUCGAAGGAUAGUUACAUCUACAUUUACCAGUGCACAAAAGUAUCGCAUCGAUUUUCCAAAAUUGGAAAGUGCACCGGUCAUUCGAGCUUCGUUUCCCACAUGGAUUGGUCAAAAGAUAGUCAAGUGUUGAGGACAAAUUCCGGAGAUUACGAGCUACUCUACUGGAACCCAACGCUUUGUCGCCAAAUCACGAACCACGGCACGGUACGGAAUCUCGAGUGGGCCACCCAGUCCUGUACGGUGUGCUUCGAAACGGUCGGCAUCUGGCCGGAGAACUUCGACGGAACGGACAUCAACAGUGUGUGCAAGGACGGUGGCGAACAAUUUCUGGUCACCGCUGACGAUACCGGCAAGAUUCGUCUCUUUACCUAUCCAGCUUCGCAACCAAAGUGUCUGUCCCAUGCAUACCGAGGUCACAGCAGUCACGUAACAGCCGUUAAAUUUAUGCACGAUGGCGUCCGGCUGCUUUCGGCUGGUGGAUUGGAUACCAGCGUGCUCCAAUGGAGGGUCGUUUAGAACAAAAGAGGCGCAAUGUAGCGAGCAGCCAACAGCAACAAAUACAGUAUGCAUGUGCAGUUACUAAUUGUUACACUCCGGUAUUUAAAAAAUACAUUCUACAGUCUACACUUUUCCCCAACCGUCUCGUGCGCGUACGAACAAAGCAACACCAACAAAAAUCCACUCUACUUUAAAAUCUAAAUACACUAGGUGAUACUGUUGUUUAUUAUUACAAGCAAAAUAACGAUGCAUUUUAGAGCAGCAAGUAAGUUAUUAAACUUUUACAUUCCGAUUAUUAGCGCGGAAAUCUUUAGAA
This is a messenger RNA of Wyeomyia smithii (pitcher-plant mosquito), 4517 nucleotides long. Its product is annotated as echinoderm microtubule-associated protein-like 2. Gene Ontology annotation, biological process: microtubule cytoskeleton organization. Gene Ontology annotation, molecular function: microtubule binding. The transcript is spliced from 8 exons. NCBI's taxonomy places the organism in Eukaryota, Metazoa, Arthropoda, Insecta, Diptera, Culicidae. The record is from RefSeq and is a predicted model, not a curated record. Gene Ontology annotation, cellular component: mitotic spindle. Bases 1349 to 4219 code for a protein of 956 amino acids.